Leptomonas pyrrhocoris is the source of this 3553-nucleotide messenger RNA. RefSeq lists its product as hypothetical. The record is from RefSeq and is a predicted model, not a curated record. Bases 284 to 3553 code for a protein of 1089 amino acids. The transcript has a single exon. NCBI's taxonomy places the organism in Eukaryota, Euglenozoa, Kinetoplastea, Trypanosomatida, Trypanosomatidae.
GAGUCAGAAAACUCGAAAGUGCUUUCGAGGUAAUCGUGCUGCGUGUUGCUCCGCGUGCGCCGGAGACACCUCGCGGACCUAACGAUAGGAAUUGCACAGGGAGAGAGAAGGAGAGAGACCACCAAACAUCCGAUCAACAAAAAAGGGUUCGUUUAACCGCUGUCUUCCGCGGUUCUCAGCAGCAGAGAAGGAGCGCAGAAACACUUUGCGUUGCAGCACCCUAACGGCGGAACAACUACUCAUCACAACAGAUAGAAACGAUACGAAGAGUGAAGAAGAGAACAUGUGGGGUGGCAUCGAUUUUUUUGUGUCGCUGGAGGUGCUCAUGUCCGCCUCGAUUCCUCCAGCGUUCCCGCCGGCAGCGUCCACGGGCAGUUCUGUCAAGCAACCGCCGGAGGCGAAGUCGGCUCACUUCCCAGGCAACCCGACAAUUCGCCGUCUCGAGUUCUCAGAGGAGCGGCGGCUGACUCCGAUGUUCGUCUACCCCAACGCCACGUUGUUCCUGCAGGUCGUGUGCUCCUCCGGCAACCGGGUGCAUCUCAUGACACCGUGGUCCAAGGAGGACACGACGACGAUCCUGAAGUCGUCGGAGUGGGUCAGCUUUCUGAAGGACGCCCGUCGCGUGUCACUGGUGCCUGGGACCACGGAGUACAGCUUCGCCAGUUUGGGCAUUGACCCCGACGCCUAUGUGCGCACGGUGCUCGUGGUGGACGAUGCGUCGCGUUGGAGCAGUGCGACGGCGCUGCAGCUCAUUGAAGUACAACACAACCGAGAGGGCGUGGAGGCCUUUCAUUCCAUGGAGCUCCUGUACGCCCUCUCCCGCUGCAUUCUGUUUUCGGAGUGGCUCCUGCGCUACCCGUCGUCGUCCAUCGCCAGCUGCGUGGCGCUGUGCAACACCGCGCUCUUUGCCUACUGUCGGUUCUUUUUCAAGGGCGACGUCGUUGAUACGGCGCUGAUGUUGUUGGUUUCCUUCCACGGCGGACGUGUAGUGAAGUCAGAGGAGGAAGCCACAUACGUUGUGGUGCUGCCCCCUCCUGAGCGGGAGCCAUCUUCCGCGUCGUCCUCUUCCGUGAGCUCGUCGACGGAGGACAGCAACGAGGGAGAUAGUGACGGCAGUGGCAGCAGCAGCGAUGACGAUGACGAUGACGAGGAGGAGGAGGAGGAAGGAAAGCGCAGUGGCAACGACAGUGUGAAGCCGCCUGGUGAAGAGACCACGUCCACCGCACCACCACCACCGUCACAACAAGUCAACCUUACGGAAGACCCCACCGCUCCGCCACCGGCGUCCUCUGCCUCCCCCACUGCCCAGGAGGAGAAGCCCUCUACAAGUUCAGUGAACACACCCGCUGCUGCGGCCACUGGGCAGACACGUACGGCGCCGCUGCCCGCGUGGGUGCUCGUGGUGACGCCGCAGUGGGUCUAUCGCUGCGUUCGCGCGCUCCGUCUGGUUCCGCUCGUCGACAUCGAUGACCCCGGCAACUCUGGCGACGUUGGCACCGACGUGCGCGCGGACGAAGAAGCGACCAACACGCAGGGCGACAACGAUGAAAUCAAUGCGGUCACGGCCGCAGCACACAAGACACGGCUGCUGCUGUGCUGUCUGUUGCCGCCAUCCGACGCCCGCCCGCUGAUCUGGACGACUUUCCAGUCCAUCGCACGCCAACACCACUACGACACGGCGUGUCUCUUGUUCGCCAGCAGUGAUGACACCAGUACCAGCGCCAGCCUCAGCGAGGCUCUCCACCUGCCGACGGCGGCCUCCGUUCUAGAAGCCCUCACCGCCCCGUCGCUGAGGGAUGUGGUGGAGGUGCGACUGCUGUCUGCCACACCGGCAGCGAAGUCCGCCGGCGGUGGUGCACCGCCGUCGUCGGCGCGUUCACGCGGUGUUGUCGUUACCCGAGCUGCCUUGGGCACGCUGAAGGUCUCGGCUGCGUCAGCCGAGCUGGGCCGCAUUGCGCUGAACCGGUGCGAGCGCCGCCGUGACAAGGAGGCCGUCUUUGCCCAUCUGCAGCUGAUCGCCUCUCAGUUUCUGUACUCGUACGAGUUUGUCCAGCGAAAGCGUAUGCAGGAGACGCACCGCGAGGCCGGCUCGCAGACUAGCGGCCCGCUGCACGCCUCUGUCGGCAUCAUGACGGAGGCGGACGCAGAGGACGUGGCGGACGUGGAGAAGGCGAAGGAGGUACCCGCCACGGCGGCCUCUCCAGCCCCGUUGACGUCCACUGCUGAGGAUGCCGGCUCCGUUGACGCGGAGGAAUGGCGACACCACCUGAAGAACGUGGAAGGGAAGCUGCUGAGCCGCCAUGAGGGCUCGCCCGCUGACACGGAGGCGGAAAGGGCCGACAAGAAGGACGAUGCGCCGGGGAGUUCGGUGCAGGACGACGGAGAGGGGAGACGCGGCGAGGAGGUCAGCGCAGAGCAAAGCACGGCCUCCCCCUUAACGCAGGGUGCAUCGCUGCUUCAUCGACCCCCGACACGCCCACAGGGUGCAAACUCGAUCUUUCAGGCGGCGCCGCUUUUUGCGUCGCCCCUCGAGAGCGGCGCCCACUCUCUCUACCCGUUGCGGCCCUUCAACGCCAUGCCGCUGUCGUCGGAGUCGCUGUACACCUCGUGCUACAUCCCCACAACCUCCCUCACGGAGGACCAGAGGGCCGACUUCUUCGUGGAGCUCCGCUCCUAUCCGAUUUUUUCCUCGCGAGAGCUGGGCAACAACGUCGUGCGGCUGCCGGAUGGCGUCAAGUGCGAGUUUACCUCCCACAAAGCCGCAGAGGACUUCCGUCGCAUUGACUACAUCGAGUUCCUCUCCCUCCACCUGCCCAUCUACCCCUACUUUGGCGAGGCCGCCGACCGGCAAGAGGAGUCGCUGCUGCCACCACCACCACCUCCUCUCCAACCGCCUCAGCAGUCGCAGCACCCGCAUGAGGUAGACUCGCCGUUGCAGUCCGCGCUGUCAGCGUCCAAUACCGCCCAGCAGGCGCAGUCACUCUGGACCACGCCGGAGACGGCGUCCCCGGAGAGUCUGCGGCGCGGGUGGGCGAAGUCGACGCCGCCGUCCUACGGCCACGGGACGGACACCGUUGGACGGGGCAGCGCGGACGCACGGCGCUACGGAAGUGCGACCACAACGGUACCGCCGUACCGCGCCUUCACGAAGCCGUCCGACGCCGCUUUCGCAGACCCGCCGCCCCGCAAGCACGCGCGCGAGGAGUCGCCGACGGCGUAUCGACGAAGCCCAGAGAAGCGGCGCCGGCGAAGGGAUGAGCCGGAUGCAGAGGACGAGCGCUUAUUUGCGUCGUCGUCGUCCGCGUCGAAGCUGGAGGAGGGGGAGUCUCGCCGACGGCGGCAGCACCGCGACGACGAGUCCCUGCCUCGCAGAGACGACCGACAUGAGCGCCACAGCAGCAGCAGCGGGAGCCGAAGUCGCCGCCGCGACGAGCGCCGAGACGAACGUGUGCGCUCUUUCGCAGACGGGCCGUCCAGCACCCAUCAUAGCAGCCGUCGCGGCCAACGUGAGUCGCGCCGGCGGCGGUCCUUGUCGGAUAGCGGAGAGGACUGA